Chenopodium quinoa (quinoa) is the source of this 2440-nucleotide messenger RNA. RefSeq lists its product as uncharacterized. The transcript is spliced from 10 exons. The record is from RefSeq and is a predicted model, not a curated record. Bases 556 to 2079 code for a protein of 507 amino acids. Lineage: Eukaryota; Viridiplantae; Streptophyta; Magnoliopsida; Caryophyllales; Amaranthaceae.
GAACCCAAAACUUUAUUUUUGGUUUAUAUUAAUUUUUGCACCUACCAAUAAAAUCCAAAUUCCUUGACCAUUUUAGCCACCUCCUUUUCUUUCUCUCUCCUCAUUUUUUUGUCUUUUGAGGUGUCCUUAAUUCUCUAAAAUAUACUCUUCAAUAAAAAUUCAAUCUCUUUCACCUUUUUCACCAGUAUAUCCGUUGUAAAAACAAACUUUCAUCAUCUUCUUUAUAUAACUUCCUACUCUAUAAUAUAGUUAGAAAAUUAAAAGAAAAUCCCAGAAAUUCAGUGCUAUUAUUUUCCAAUUUCCAACCUUUCUUUCUUCAUUUUGUACCAUGUGAGUUGGGACUGUGACUUAAUAAUUAAAGUCCUGAUUUUUUUAGUGUUCUUUCCUUUUAUGGCGCUUAUUUCCCAGUAAUUAAUACCCCUUUAUAAAUCAGCUGUUUUUUUUAGUGGGAAAUUUAGAAAUUGAUUCCUUCAGUUAGGGUUCUUCUUUAAUUUUUCUGGGGUUUUCUUUAAUUUUUCUGGGUAUUGUUAGAUUUUCCUGAAUCUUCAACUGGGUAUGUAUAGUAAUACAAUGAAGUUCAGAAGAAAAGAAGAAAUGGGUUUCUUGUUGAUGCUGCUGAUUUUCCCGAUUUUAUUGGUUUCCGCUGAUAAUUCUCCUAAUCUAUACUCUGAAUGGCUGUCUGUAAAACCUCGACACUCAAAUCUUCUGAAAGAUGCUCUUAAAAGUGAACCUUCAAAUGACGAGCCUUCCGAACUUUGGUCCCCGUUACCUGAUCAAGGAUGGAGACCAUGUGGAAUAAGUUCUAAAUCUGAAAAGCCAACUAACUCAUCUGGAUACCUCCAAGUAUUUCUUGAUGGAGGUCUGAACCAGCAACGCAUGGGGAUAUGUGAUGCUGUAGCUGUUGCUAAGAUUCUGAAUGCGACAUUGGUGAUUCCCCUACUUGAAGUUAAUCCUGUUUGGAAGGACUCGAGUUCAUUUGAAGAAAUUUUCGAUGUGGAUCACUUUAUUGAUGUCCUAAAGGAUGACAUUAACAUAGUGAAAGAGCUACCAUUUGAGUAUGCAUGGAGCACCAGGGAGUUCUAUUCCACUGCUAUUCGUGAAACCAGAGUUAAAACUGCACCUGUGCAUGCUUCAGUUCAUUGGUACUCUGAGAACGUGUUGCCUGUACUUCAAAGCUAUGGGAUUGCUGCAAUUUCUCCUUUUUCUCAUCGUCUAGCGUUUGAUAAUAUGCCUGAAGACCUUCAACGUCUACGCUGUAAGGUUAAUUUUCAGGCACUGACGUUUGUCCCACACAUCAGAGCACUUGGUGAUGCUCUUGUGAGACGGCUCCAAUACCCAUCUUUGAAAAGUGAACCAGAGCAUGGGUUACUUAGACAGUUUUCUUACAGGAAAGGAUCAAGAGAGCCACAGAAGUUUGUUGUUUUACACCUUCGAUUUGACAAGGACAUGGCUGCCCAUUCAGCCUGUGAUUUUGGUGGCGGUAAAGCAGAAAAGCUGGCUCUAGCAAGGUAUAGGCAGGCAAUGUGGCAAGGAAGAGUCCUGAACUCUCAGUUUACUGAUGAGGAGUUAAGAAGUCAAGGGCGUUGCCCGAUGACCCCAGAAGAAGUUGGACUACUUCUAGCUGCUCUGGGAUUUGAUAACAAUACACGUUUAUAUCUUGCCUCGCACAAGGUUUAUGGCGGAAAAGCUAGGUUAGAGACUUUACGGAGACUGUUUCCCCUGAUGGAAGAUAAAAAGAGCCUUGCUUCCGCUGAUGAGCGUGCACGAAUCAAGGGGAAGGCUUCCUUGCUAGCGGCUCUUGACUAUUAUGUCAGCAUGCAUAGUGACAUUUUUAUUUCAGCUUCUCCAGGAAACAUGCAUAAUGCUCUGGUUGGGCAUCGAACUUAUGAGAGUUUGAAGACUAUUAGGCCAAACAUGGGUAUGUUGGGUCAGAUCUUUUUAGACAAAAACAUGAGUUGGGUAGAUUUCAGACAAGCAGUAGCCGAGGGACACCAUUACAGACACGGUCAGCUACGAUUACGCAAACCGAAGCAAUCUAUUUACACAUACCCUGCUCCGGAUUGUAUGUGCCGUGCUUGAGAUUUGUUAAUAUACAGUCUUUAGGAGUUUCCUUACCUUACUACACAUAAAUUUUGUAGUCUCACCCUAUAGUUAUAUCACUUAUAUGUGGGUUCUUGUAAGCAUUCCAAUAAAACUCUAGCCCAUUCGUUUUACUUGUAAAUGUCGCAUAGUAUUGAACGUGUUACAGCAAGGCCAGAGUAGAUGUAUGGUUUGAGAGGCCAAGUUUAUCAUUAUGGGAUGUUGAUAUACGAGUAAUGAAUAGUAGAUACAUAUCUUUUACUUGAAUCGAUCAUUGUACAAAGGAUUACUUGUUCUUGAUAGAACUCUUCCACUGCGAUUAUUUAUACGAGUUGAACCGUGCUACUUCAUUACUACCCAA